CUGUUACUAUGGUGACACGCCAAACAUUAGCUCAGGCUAAUUACACCGUCUGAGUCGUGCGACAGAAAUUGGCAGUAAAACGGAACUCACCAGAGUAAUUACUCGACACGAUGUCCUUAUCCUUAUCGAAGAUUCAGAGCCUGAGAACAGUGGCUGCACUGGAAGACUGCGUUCACCAGUUGGACUUACUGGGACAUUCCCUGUCGGUGCAGAUCAGCAGGGAGCGAGGCUCCACAUCCACACAGGAGAAAGACAGGCUGGUGCAGCUCAAAGCAGAAUGUCAGUUCAUCGACCAUCACGUCACCAAGCUGUGCUGUGAGCUGGAGGACACCCAGAGUUUUGAGUCAAUUCCUCAGGCCAUGGAGGAGGAUGAGGCACAGAAAGCAGCCAGGAAGAAAAGGUUCAACGCUGCCAGUAUUUCCACGAAUAAAUGUUUUAUUUUUGUGAAUCUUAUGUGGUGUGUCUCCCCACCCAGAGAGGAUGAAAAAAAGCGGAAAGAGAGAGAACAGGCUCUGCUGAUACUACAGCAGGAAAUCGAGGACAAAAAGGAUCAAAUCCACAAAAUGUACCUCCUUUUGAAUGACCUGGAAGAAGAAACAUCGAAACUGCAGAAUAAAAAGAAGACAAAAACCACGGUCCUGUUCCCACAAAUAGUCAAAGAGACGUGGCAGAAGGCUCAACUUUUGGACCAGCUGGAGCUUAUGCAGAAGCAGAUGGAAGAAGAGACGAGAUUUCACAAGGAGACUGUGACGUUCCUCCAGGUUCAGUACGAGGAGUUUCAACAGAGGCUGCACAAGUGGAAGCAGCAAACCAAGAAGAUGCAGCAGGAAAAGCAGAGCAAGCUGGAUAACCUGGGCUGCAAAAGAACUUUGAACAUAGACAAGCUGAUGGAGAUGAGGAGGAUGUUUAAGGAGAUGGAGCGGGUGGUGCUGCAGGACAAGAAGAACCAGGACUUGCAAAGCCAACUGGAGGAGAAAGCUGUAGCCGCCACAACGCUCCAGGCCUACUGGAGGGGCACCAUGGUCCGCAGAGGCCUCGGCCCCUACAAGAAGGUAGAGGAGAAGAAAGGCAAGAAGAAGAAAGGGAAGAAGAAGAAGUGACUUUUUUUCUUCCACCGCCAU
Messenger RNA from Xiphophorus maculatus (southern platyfish), 1121 nucleotides. RefSeq names its product IQ motif containing G (gene drc9). The record is from RefSeq and is a predicted model, not a curated record. The transcript has 9 exons. Gene Ontology annotation, molecular function: protein binding. NCBI's taxonomy places the organism in Eukaryota, Metazoa, Chordata, Actinopteri, Cyprinodontiformes, Poeciliidae. Bases 111 to 1100 code for a protein of 329 amino acids. Gene Ontology annotation, cellular component: cytoplasm; motile cilium. Gene Ontology annotation, biological process: cilium organization.